UGGCCGUUAUUUGUAGUUACCAUGCCUAAUAUCUGUACACGUGUGUAAUUGUGUAUGUGCACGAGUGCGCAAUAGUGGGUAACGUAAGAACAAAUCAACAAAUUUAGUUUUGGUGAUUUGGUCGAGCAUUUAUUCUCAAAUAUGAUAAAUUCAGCAAAUUCGAUCGCUCACCAGGUGAGAAGGUUUACAACGAGCGCAAUUCGUAGGAGCAUGCAUCACAAUCCUUAUGAUGGCGUUCCUGGAUAUAACAUGCCCUUCAGCUUGCAAAAUAGGCACUUUCUGCUACUUGGAUUUAUGGUUUUUCUUGGCAUCCCAUUUUCCCUUCCCUUGUUCAUGGUCCGUUAUCAGUUGAAAAAAUAAAUUUUCAGUACGUUGUGUCGCCUUGCGAGUCAGAUUACAUGACUGCAUCAGACUAGUAUGAUAUCCUACAUCAAUGCUGUGAGCAGUUUAUUUACUAGCUAGAAUAAUGUAAUAGAAAAUGUAUGUGUUUAUAAUAAAGAUGAUUUAUUGAUAUCUGAUAUCUAUCAGAUAUAGAAGCUUA
This is a messenger RNA of Atta colombica, 541 nucleotides long. It is a transcript of the gene COX7C, whose product is annotated as cytochrome c oxidase subunit 7C, mitochondrial. The transcript is spliced from 3 exons. The record is from RefSeq and is a predicted model, not a curated record. Gene Ontology annotation, biological process: mitochondrial electron transport, cytochrome c to oxygen. NCBI's taxonomy places the organism in Eukaryota, Metazoa, Arthropoda, Insecta, Hymenoptera, Formicidae. Bases 142 to 360 code for a protein of 72 amino acids.